Didymosphaeria variabile is the source of this 1140-nucleotide messenger RNA. RefSeq names its product pheromone alpha factor receptor (gene STE2). The record is from RefSeq and is a predicted model, not a curated record. Bases 1 to 1140 code for a protein of 379 amino acids. Gene Ontology annotation, biological process: G protein-coupled receptor signaling pathway. Lineage: Eukaryota; Fungi; Ascomycota; Dothideomycetes; Pleosporales; Didymosphaeriaceae. The transcript has 2 exons. Gene Ontology annotation, cellular component: G protein-coupled receptor homodimeric complex; membrane. Gene Ontology annotation, molecular function: mating-type factor pheromone receptor activity; pheromone binding.
AUGUCGGACCCCCUUCCGCGUCCCGAGGAUGUCUACACGCAGGAGUUCGUUCUUUAUGCUCCCGAUGGGUCGCAGUUCACCACUUCCAUGGCUGAUAUCGACUGGCUAAGGCACUUCGGCGUCCGGGUAGGUAUCAAUUGGGCCACGCAAAUUGGCGCGUCUGUCAUCCUGCUGCUGGUGCUCCUCCUCCUUACUCGGCGCGAGAAGAGGAACUCCUCGAUCUUCAUCAUGAACGGUCUCUGCCUGGUUCUCAACACUAUCCGCUCGGUUCUCCAAUGUGUCUACCUCACGACUCCCUUCUUCCAUCCCUACGCCAUGGUCGCCCAAGACUUUACCCACGUUACUCCUGCUAACCGCGCUGUCACUGUUGCCUCCAACACGAUCACGCUCUUGCUCGUGGCAAGCAUCAUGGUUUCCUUGAGUCUUCAAGUCUGGGUCGUCUCCAUUACCGCGAAGUCGCUGCAGAAGUGGAUCAUCAUGGGCGUCACCUCCGUCACCGCAUUCGUCGCCAUUGGUUUCCGAUUUGCCGUCACCAUCAUCAGCAAUAAGCAGACAAUGAAAGAUCAGGGCAUGGAGCUCUACAAUGGACUGGUGAAUGACAUGUACAUCACAUUCGCUAUCGCUGUCUGGGCCUACUGCGCAGUCUUCACAUUCAAACUCGGUCACGCCUUGCUAGAGCGCAAGAGGCUUCGGAUGACACAAUUCGGUCCGAUGCAAGUCAUCUUCAUCAUGGGCUGCCAGACGAUGGUCAUUCCAGCAAUCUUCACCUGCCUCAACUUCUAUGACCAAGUUCCCGAGCUCGCGUCCCAGAGCAUCACCGUCAUCUGCAUCUUCUUGCCUCUCUCUGCCAUCUGGGCUGGUCUCGUGGCUAAUGAUUCGGGCGUCGGCGGUAGCGGCCCCGACUCGCACCAGCGCCUCUUCAAGAACGAGUUUUUCCGAUCUUCUUCCACAAGCACCAAGGGUUACGGCGAAAAGAGUCAUCUGACAGGCAACACCUUCGGUAGUGGCAAGGAGCCCGAGAGCCCUAGGGUCCACCAUUACCACCAGACCAAGGACUCCGUCGACAACGGCAUCUACAUGCAAAAGGAGUGGCACGUCGAAGCUGGCGAGCCUAGCGAGCUUGUUGUUCGUGAAGUCUAA